Conger conger (European conger) is the source of this 870-nucleotide messenger RNA. It is a transcript of the gene gpx9, whose product is annotated as glutathione peroxidase 9. The transcript has 6 exons. Gene Ontology annotation, biological process: response to oxidative stress. Gene Ontology annotation, molecular function: glutathione peroxidase activity. Lineage: Eukaryota; Metazoa; Chordata; Actinopteri; Anguilliformes; Congridae. The record is from RefSeq and is a predicted model, not a curated record.
GUUCCCUCUUCCAUUUCUUAGCAAAAUAAUUAUGUGAUCCACAGGAAUAAGAUAGCACGCGAUCAGACUAGCUGGCACUAGCGUUCUGCACCGGCAAUAUCUUGGCAGCUUGCACGACUGUCCAGAAAACACAACACUCCAAGCACAGACACAAAGGAGUAAAUCAUGCUGAACAUUUGCUGACCGAAGACCAAUGGAUCUCUGAAUGAAGAGGGGUGACAGGGUAGUGACUACACAUGUUCCACGGACUAAAAUGGCUCUAUCUGCAUGUACGGAAGCCCAUUCCCAGUGUCCUAUAAUGGCGGGCCCAUCCAUCUAUGAUUUCACUGUUGAGACCCUUGAAGGUCAGACCAUUUCCCUCAGCGAGUUCAGAGGCAAGAUACUGCUCAUUGUCAACCUGGCCACCUUCUGAGGGUCUACAAUAGAGGAGUAUCACCGAAUGAAUGCACUCAUGGAAAUGUAUGGCGAUCUAAACUUCACUGUGCUGGGAUUCCCCUGUAAUCAGUUUGGUCUUCAAGCACCUGAGGGAAAUCAUGAAACCCUCAAUGUUCUGAGGUAUGUAAGGCCAGGUGGAGGAUUCGUCCCAAAGUUCCCCAUAUUUGCCAAGAUUGAAGUCAAUGGACAGCAUGCAGAUCCUCUCUUCAAUUAUCUCAAGGAGUCACUGCCUUACAUCAACCCAGUUAUUGGAGACAUAAAGAAAUUCUAUUGGUCUCCAAUAAAUGUCAACGACAUACGCUGGAACUUUGAGAAAUUCCUGGUCCAUGCUGAUGGCAUACCAUUCAGGAGAUAUGAACUACACACCCCAAUCACAGAGGUGGAGAAAGACAUAGCAGAGCUUCUGUAGGGUCCGGCCCUCACUGAAGAACGCUG